Molecule: messenger RNA, 6772 nt
Organism: Labeo rohita (rohu)
Lineage: Eukaryota; Metazoa; Chordata; Actinopteri; Cypriniformes; Cyprinidae
Gene: shisa6a
Product: protein shisa-6
Exons: 9
Coding region: 344-2050 (568 amino acids)
Biological process (GO): regulation of AMPA receptor activity; regulation of short-term neuronal synaptic plasticity
Cellular component (GO): AMPA glutamate receptor complex; postsynaptic density; dendritic spine membrane
Source: RefSeq, a predicted model, not a curated record
CUCUCUUUCAGCUCUGUUCGUUUCGGAGGCGCAGUGACGGACAUCCCGGAAUCGAGCGCACUGGACUCAUAAACAUAAUGUAGUCAGUCUCGAACAAGUAGAUUUCAAGUCUGAAAACCUUUUCAUUCCAUCCACUCAACGUGAAAUGGGUAUUGCAUAGUUGUUGGUUUGACUCUGUAAGCACUUAUGCAUUGAAGAAUGAGAGUCUUAGGAAGUAGGACCGUUGAAACGAUGCUAUGCGGAGAUAGAGAAUGGAGGACCCGCAAGAGUGCAUGACAAGCGGGUCGGUGCCGGUUUGAAGAAAUCAUAAAAAGAGGAGAAACACACAUCACCACCUGAAGCUAUGGGGAUACGACAUCUCCUACUUCUGUUGGUCUAUCUAGACCCGCUGUGCGUCCUGAGCGCAUCCACAGCCAAGCGGAGCAAACCCCCUCCAAAGAGACCCCCGAAAGUGAAGGAGGUCAACAGCACCGUUGCUCCGACAGUGGCACCCCGACGGAUCACACAAGUCCAGGCGCCCAUCGUCGGUGAUCAUGACACCUGUCUCGGCUACUACGAUGUGAGCGGCCAGUUCGACAAAGAGUUCGCCUGCAACAACACAGACCACCGGUACUGCUGUGGGAGCUGCUUCCUGCGCUUCUGCUGUCCCGUGAAAGCCAAACGACUGGAUCAGAGAGUCUGUACCAACUACAACACACCCGACUGGAUCAAAACCCAACCGCCCUCACCGGCACCAACAGGGGACACGUACGACCCAGCGCUGGACCAGACCAACACCACCGUCUACAUCACCUGCGGGGUCAUCGCCCUCAUUAUCAUUCUGGGGAUUUCUGCCAAAGUGGCCUAUGAUAAAGCCACCAGACCACCUCAAGAAAUGAAUGUCCACAGAGCACUGGCGGACAUUUUGAGACAGCAGGGGCCCAUUCCCAUAUCACAGUACGAGCAUGAAAAUAUUGCGGCUAUAGACACUUCGCCUAAAGAGAACACGCCUGUGCGGACAUCCAAGAACCACUACACACCAGUUCACAACAAAAACAACCACGGGCAUUAUGGGAAAGAAAACUUCCGGAGCGGUCAAGACAUGCACAACUUCAUUUCCUCCGGAUUUGUGACGAUCGGCAGAGGCCAUCUGAAAGCGCAGCACUCUGUAGAUGAUCUCGGGCAGAUGUCAUGGCAGGGCGACCUGGACGUUCCUCUGUCCUACAAUAACCAUCCACACGACUACACCAGCCAUCUGGAUCUCACUGGGUCGCACACACCCAAAAUCGGACACAGAAUAGAGCACUACGAAAAGCCGAGAAUGAACAACAUCCUGACAUCGCAGACAGAGCCGUACGAUCUGUCGUUCUCCCGGUCCUUCCAGAACCUCACGCACCUCCCACCGUCCUACGAGAUGGCCAUGAAAGCAGACUUAAGCGACAAGGAUGACGAGUACUACAUCCGCAAGCACCAUUUACCCGAUCCGACGCCUCGCAGCGGCAACCUGCAGACGCACAUGAUCAAGCUGAACGUGGAUCCACCCGCGCAGCGCCAAAAGCCCAAACGUGUCCAGCGCGCCAUGUCCCAGGACCACGUGCUCUCGCCCGCCCGCUCCAAACCCCACCGGGACUACGGCCUGUCAUCCUACAGCGGCGGCGCCGGCGGUCUGUCCCCGUACCACGGACGCAUCCUCUCCGAAGAGCAGCUGCUGUCGGCCGACCGACUGCACUCCCAGGACCCGCUGCUCUCGCCGGAUAAAAUGCUCUCCCUGCGGCGCUCCAAUUUCCGCGAGAAGGCCAUGUCGCGGGCGCUGUCGCACACGGACAUGUUCGUGCCGACCACGCCGGUCAUGGACCGGCACUACAAAAUGAUGAAGAUGCAUUCGCACCCCAGCAGCAGCAACAACAACAACGAGUCCUACAACACACUGACUGUUAACAGUGCGCAGGUGGGCAACAAAAGGCAGGCGUUCGCCAACCGCCGCAUGCAUACGGUGGACCACCUGCAGUAUAUACCGGGACAUCACCACCAUCAGUACAGAACCGCCAGUAAGACUGAAGUAACUGUCUGAGGGGGCGAGGCGGGAGAGCGAAUGAUGUCAACAAACAAUCCAGCGAGAGGAAUUUGCGGCGGCGGCGGCCCACUUCGACAGGUUUCUUUUAAGCGUCCCACCUUGACCCGUUCCCGCUUCCAGCGCAGGCUUUCCACUCCAUCGGUUCCGGGUCGGCUUGGGAAGGAUCCAGACUUUUCUUCUCGCACGUAGAGCAAAUGCAAGGGCUUCGCGCUCGGACGCCGGACUAGAAACCUGACACUAUUUUUGCAGAACUGCUGCGAAACCUGCACUGACUUUAUACGUACAGUAAAACAGAACCUAUAUAGAUUUAUGAUUUCUAACUCGAGUCCUAAACAAUAGCGAUAGCGGUUGAAUAUAAACUGGCGUAAGCACUUUAGCGAGUGCCUCUUCUCAAAACACGUCCCGUUUCUAUAAUGAAGUGGGGAAAGGGUUUAAAAGCACAAUAAAUGACUGACGUUGUUUUUUCUUUCCUUUGUCGCAUUCCCAGCUAACACCGAUCAUUUUUUGGAACUUUAGCUAAUGUUUUGAAAAACUUAUGAACAAGUGCUCUACCAGUAACGUUAAUAGAACAUUCACUCAAAGUGAUCUGGUUUAAUGUUCUCAAAACAUUGUUUAUGGAACGUUUGUCCCUGAAAUAUUUUGGCUGGAAUGUUACUUUUGAACAUUCCAAAAACAUUCCCAUAACGUUUAACGCCAAAUGAUCAAAUGAAAUGUUCCCUUAACGUUUACAAAGUUAAGCCCUAUCUUCCAGUAACGUUAACAGAAUGUUCAUUCAAAGUUGUCUGUUCUUUAAUAAUGUUCACAAAACAUUACUUAUACGUCAUUCAUGAAGUAUUUUGUUCUUUGAACAAUUUAUUCAAUGGUCGUCUAACAUUUUUUAAUUAUUACUACUUGUGUUAGGAUGUUCAGAUAACAUUUAACAGUAACAUUCUCGUAACGUUUAUAAAUUAUAAAAUGGAAUGUUCCUUAAACGUUUUUUUAUUAUUAUUAUUGUUAUUAUUAUUUAAUUAAUUUAUUCAUUUAUUCUUGUUUGUACAUUUUUCUUAAACUUUUUAGUUGGACGUUCAUCUAACAUUUUUUAAAAAGUAACAUUCCCAUAAUUUUUGAUAAAAUGGAACAAUUUAGUUUUUUAAAUGUUACUUUUGAAUUUUGAAUUUUACUUUUGAAUUUCAGAGAACAUUUUAAACAUAGGCAUAAUUUAUGGGUGGGAUGGGUGAAACGUGUGGGACAUGUCCCCACCAUUUUUUGCCAGGCUCGAUAUUGUCCCCACCGCUUUUUUGAACAUCUCGCGGCACGGACGUACUUAAUGCUGAUGAAAUAUUCCUUGCUGUUAAAGAAGAUGCAUAAGAUACUGGCGGCUGGCGCUGGAAUAUGUUGUUUCUGAAAUCAUGCUUAAUGUUCGUUGCGAUGUUAAUUAAUGACGGAACUUUCUUAAUGCGGCUCAUGCUCAGUGUUCACACGCGAGCACUUCAGUCUAUCGCUUAUGACUGUAUGUUGUGGAGAAUAUUCAUUCUGGUUAAAAAAUACAAAAAAAUACACAAAAAUACACAAUUAAAAAAUUGUAAAAAUUAAAAAUACACAAACUUGUCCCCCCUCUUGAUAUAUGAUCACUGAUGAACAUAUUUUAUUUCAAUAAAUAUGUUUUAUUUGUUUUACUUUAACUCGCCUGAUGAAAAUCUACCACUAGACUAUUUGGGACAACAAAUGAUUGAUUCUUAACCAUGUAUUUAUUCACUGACAUCUCGGGGAAUUAUCUCGGGGCUAAAAAUACAUAUUAUUAUAGUACAUGUAUGAAUAAAGCUAUCACGUUACAAAUGAGUUUAAUGUCAAUACAUUAACCCCACAACACACACUCCUGUCCCAGCCAAAACAAAGUUAAGCCACUGAUUUUAAAGUAACAUUCCUAUAACGUGGAAAAUUGGAAUGUUUCCUUAAUGUUUUUCAAGUUAAGCUCUACUGUCAGCAUUUUGUAGUUGUUCUUCCAGUAUCAUCAAUAGAACAUUUGCUCAAAGUUAUCUGGACUUUAAUAAAUAAAUUAAAAAAAAAUUAUUUAUACAUCGUUCAUGAAACAUUGUGUUCCGGGAAUGAUUAUUGGACGUCUAACAUUUUUUAAAGUUACUACCUGUUUUAGGAUAUUCAGAUAGCAUUCAUCAGUGAUGUUCCCAUAAUGUUUGUAAAUGAUAUAAUGGAAUGUUCCUGUAACAUUUUUCUUUUUCUUUCUUUUUUUUUAUUAUUAAUUAAUUCAAAUAUUUGUUUGUUUGUUGUUUGUUUUAAAAUGUUCUUUUAGUUAUGUUUUGAGUUUGAAUGUUGUUCUGAAAAGUUUUAUUUGGACAUUCAUCAAUUUUUUUUUUUCUUUUUUUUUUUUUUUUUUUUUAAUACUACUUUUGAAUCUCACAGGACAUUUAAAAGUAACGUUCCUAUAAUUUUUUAUGAAAUGGAAUGUUUAAGUUGGAUGUUCAUAUAACAUUUUUUAUAUGUUACUUUUGAAUGUCAAAGAACAUUCAAAAGUAACAUUCCCAUAAUCUUUACAAAAUGAUAAAAUGGAAUGUUCCCUUAAUGUUUUUCAAAUUAAGCUCUAUCAACAGCAUUUUGUACUUGUUCUUUCAGUAACAUUAAUAGAAUGUUCAUUCAAAGUUUUAUGGACUUUAAAGCCUCGUUCAGACUGUCAGCCCAAAUCCGAUUUUUGUGCAAAUCCAAUUGAAGUCCAAUCAUAUUUAAUUAGUCUGAACGGCAACAAAUUACAUGGAAUCCGAUUUUUGCAAAUCCGUUUCGAGCUACAUUCAUAUGUGUUUUGGAAUCCUAAUCAAAUCACAUGUGAAUGGGAUCAGAUUUAGCAUAGCUUUUUUUUUUACGUUGCCAGGGGAUGUAAAACAUUUUUUAUAGAAAACAUGAUGGAUAUCUUUGCAGAAACAAGCUUGUGUUGUUGCAAAGUGCAAGUCAAGUGGAAAUAUAUUGCUAGUAUACGCACCUCUUUGAGUUUUGAAACCAGUGGAGACAACACAACGGAAUAAAGUUGCAUAUUCCAGCUUCCGGCGUUUUUGUGCCACCACCUCAUAAAAUGAAAUAUAAAACAGUGAGACGGCAACAUGUCAUAAGACAACUUAUGUAUUGCAAACUGUAUAGCUAUUAUUGUUGUUGUCAGUGUAGGCAUAACAACGCAACGCCAUUGCCAUAGAAAUAAAAAUAGACGUUCCAUAAAACGAAAGAGCGCUUGUGGACACAAAUCGGAUAUGAACUGUUGCGACACACUGUGUAGACAGUCAGUUAUUCAAAUCAGAUUCCAUCCAGAUAUGUACAAAUUCGGAUUUGGGCUGUCAGUCUGAACGAAGCUUAAUAAUGUUCUCAGAACGUUCUCACAAAAACAUUAUUUAUAUAGUGUUUAAUAAACAUUUUUUUUCUGAAGCUUUUUAGUUGGAUGCCUGUUUAACAAUUUUAAAAUGUUACUUUUUAAUGUCAAAGAGCGUUCAAAAGUAACAUUCCCAUAAAAUUUGCAAAAUUGGAAUGUUUCCCUAAUGUUUUUCAAGUUAAGCUCUACUGACAGCAUUUUGUAGCUGUUCUUCUAGUAUCAUCAGUAGACCAUUUGCCCAAAGUCUGGACUUUAAUAAUUUUCAACAGCAUUUUGUAGCUGUUUUCCAGUAACGUUAAUAGAAUGUUCAUUCAAAGUUGUCUGGUCUUCAAUAAUGUUCUCAAAACAUUAUUUAUAUGUAGUUCAUGAAACGUUUUAUUCAACGAUCAUCCAGCAUUUUUUAAAUGUUACUUUUGAAUCUCAGAGAACAUUCAAAGUAACAUUCCCAUCAUUUUUGAUAAAAUGGGACAUUUUAGUUGGAUGUUAUAACAUUUUUAUGUUACUUGAAUGUCAGAGAACAUUCAAAAGUAACAUUCCCAUAAUGUUUGCAAAAUGAUAAAUGAAGUGUUCCCUUAACGUUUUUCAAAUUAAGCUCUGUCAACGGGAUUUUGUACUUGUUCUUCCGGUAAUAUUAAUAGAACGUUCGGUCAGAGUUACCUGGUCUUUAACAAUGUUCUCCAAACAUUAGCAAAAAAAUAUUAUUUAUACAUCAUGUAUAGAACAUUUGGAGCCUUUUGGAAUGUUUUUCUGAAACAUUUUAGCUCGAUGUCCAACCAGAGUUUUAUAAAUGUUACUUUCGAAUGUCAGAGAACAUUCAGGCAUAACGUUCCUAUAAUGUUUGCAAAAUGAUAAAAUGGAACGUUUUAGUUGACUGUUCAUCUAACGUUUUUUAAAUGUUACUACUUGUUUCAGAAUGUUCAGAGAACAUUCAAAAGUAACAUUCAGAAUGAUGAAAUGGAAUGUUCAUAUAACCAAGACAUUUAGAGAACAUUCAGAAAUGACGUUUUUAUAACCUAAUAUAAAACGUUAGCAAAACGUUCUUAGAACGUAUCGUUGUUAGCUGGGUUAUCUCUGUUUGGUUUCUGGGUUUCUUCUACGAUACGCCGGUCAUUGAGUUUUUAGUGCACCUGUGACAGUGUUUCAUUCUGCGUAGGUGAUUUGUAAAUACGCUCGGUUAGCUGCAGUUAAACAGUGAGUUGGCUUUGUGGGUUAUGGGUUGCUUUUUGCAUUUUCAUUGGUUCCGUUCGGACAUUUUCUAGCAUAAUCAACCCACCCGAAGUAUAUUUGACGACACAAAUGUGUACAGUAACGUGUGUGUGUGUGUUUUUUAAUCUGUACUUGUAGACUAAUGGUGAAUAAAUUUGGUUGAUUCA